GCUUCCCGUGAAGGCGCGCGCGCAGGCGGUCGGGUCUGGGCGGGCGGAGGGUCACGCGACCUUUCUCGCGCUCCUCUGCGCAGCUCCCAGCUAUGGCGCGGAGCUCGCAUUUGCCUCUCGUUGUCGUGCCGCUUCUGCUCGGCCCGGCUUUAGUGCGCAGCUGCAGCCCUCUGCCCCUGGUCGUCAAUACUUGGCCUUUUAAGAACGCCACCGAAGCAGCAUGGUGGACAUUAGUAUCUGGAGGGUCUACCCUGGACGCAGUUGAGCAUGGUUGUGCCGUAUGUGAGCAAGAGCAGUGUGACGGCUCCGUAGGCUUUGGAGGAAGUCCUGAUGAACUGGGAGAAACCACACUGGAUGCGAUGAUCAUGGAUGGCACUACGAUGAAUGUAGGAGCAGUAGGAGAUCUUAGACGAAUUAAAAAUGCUAUUGGUGUGGCACGGAAAGUACUGGAACAUACAACACACACACUUUUAGCAGGAGAGUCAGCGACCAAGUUUGCCAAGAGUAUGGGGUUUAUGAGUGAAGAUUUAUCUACCAAUGCUUCUCGUGGUCUUCAUUCAGAUUGGCUUGCUCGGAAUUGCCAGCCAAAUUAUUGGAAAAAUGUUACACCAGAUGCUUCAAAGUACUGUGGACCCUACAAACCACGUGAUGUCUUAAAGCAGGACAGUCAUACCUGUAAAGAAAUAAGAGACGAGUGUGGUCAUGAUACUAUUGGCAUGGUUGUAAUCCAUAAGAUGGGACAUACUGCUGCAGGUACCUCUACAAAUGGUCUAAAGUUCAAAAUUCCUGGGCGCAUAGGAGAUUCCCCAAUACCUGGAGCUGGGGCCUAUGCUGAUGACACUGCAGGGGCUGCUGCAGCCACUGGGGAUGGAGAUAUAUUGAUGCGCUUUCUCCCGAGCUACCAAGCAGUGGAAUAUAUGAGAAGAGGAGAAGAUCCAACCAUAGCUUGCCAGAAAGUUAUUUCAAGAAUUCAGAAGCAUUUUCCAAAAUUCUUUGGAGCUGUUAUAUGUGCCAAUGUGACUGGAAGUUAUGGUGCUGCUUGCAAUAAACUUCCAACAUUUACUCAGUUUAGCUUCAUGGUUUACAAUGCUCUGAAAAAUCAGCCAACUGAAGAAAAAGUAGACUGCAUUUAAUCCAUUUGUUCUGUCAGUGUCUAUAUGUAAAGAAGAAAGAAACAAAGGCUGAAAAGAUUGUUCAAAAUUAUUUAGAUGUCCUCGUGCACUUUAAAGUUCUGGUAUAAAAUAAGUACAAAAAUAAAUUUAUGCUGAAGUGGCACUUUC
This is a messenger RNA of Octodon degus (degu), 1280 nucleotides long. RefSeq names its product aspartylglucosaminidase (gene Aga). Gene Ontology annotation, molecular function: N4-(beta-N-acetylglucosaminyl)-L-asparaginase activity. Gene Ontology annotation, biological process: protein deglycosylation. The transcript has 9 exons. The record is from RefSeq and is a predicted model, not a curated record. The coding region runs from base 93 to 1133 and encodes 346 amino acids. Lineage: Eukaryota; Metazoa; Chordata; Mammalia; Rodentia; Octodontidae. Gene Ontology annotation, cellular component: lysosome.